GGCAAUCCCUGUUUCUGUCGUCAACAAUCACAGUCAGCAGACUAGACCACAGCAGAGCAGGUUGAGCUCUUAGCGACGCUUUUUUCCCCCACUAACGUAAGAUUUGAAGUCUAAUCGAGAAUUAUUCAUCAAGUGCAUUUAGUUACAGAAGUCGGACUGUAACGGUGACGAAGUUGUUGUGCGGCAAACUGCCCAUGACCUAUAGCGCAUGGAACAUUGGAAUAAUGCCGCGACGCACCAAUAAACUUUGAACUGGAAAAUGAAGCAAGUUGGCGGUGAAUGCUGUCCGUCGAGAAUCAGUCUGUUAUUGUAUUGGAUAUUACUUUAACUUUUCAAACAACUUUUAUUUAUUUUGCGGUUUCUCUGUUUUGCCAGUCAACGGAACUGCUGGACUGGACGCUGUCAUGCGCUCUCGGUCUCUCGUAUGACAUCGAGUUUCUGCAUUUUUUCCAGGCUAUUAAUGGUUUAUUUGAAUCAAGACAGAUAUAAGCACAUUAAAACAUAUUAUUUACAAUUAUCAGAACUUUUGCCUAGAACAAUUGUAAACACCUGUCCCUGGAUGGACUUUUGAAAGGAUUAAUGAGAGUGAAGAGGACAUACUAGGUCUGUUCUGUUUCAUAGAGCAAAUAGACUUAAAACCUGUGGGGCACCUACACAGGGGAGGAGACACCAUGGGUGUCAGGCAGAGUAGCCCCGUGGCCGAGAGUCGUACCCGGGCGUAUUCUAGCCCAGUCGACCCCUCUGGAAGCAGCACUAACGCCGGGUUCAGAUACACAGUCGGACCAGGUGGCCCCCAAAUUCACUACACCGGAGGGAACCAGCCCAGCACCUACCACCAGGUUUGUGCUAGGGUGAAUAUCCCCCAGGGCCGUCGGAACAGACUGGAGGUGAUUGGAAGCGAUUUGGACCUGGAGGUGACCGACAGAGAUGCAGAGAGAGAACACCGGCUGAUGGUUGGCUCGCUACCACUUCACCUUUCCCCUCACCUACUGGGAGGCUUCCACUGUCCUGUCUGCAGUAAGUUUGUCGCGUCAGAUGAAAUGGAGGUUCACUUGAUCAUGUGUCUAACGAAGCCGCGGAUCUCCUACAACGAGGACAUUCUGGCAAAAGAUAGUGGGGAGUGUGCCAUCUGUCUAGAUGAGAUGGAGCAGGGAGACACCAUUGGUAGAUUGCCCUGCCUCUGUAUCUACCACAAAGGGUGUAUAGAGGAGUGGUUUGAGGUGAAUCGUUCGUGUCCGGAGCAUCCUUCAGACUAAGGGCUCAGAUAUCCACAGCAUGUCAACUAUCUAUCUACUUCAUCCAGAUCUACGUCUUCAUGACAUGCUGAAUCUGUACCUACAGUACCAGUCAAAAGUUGGGACACCUACUCACUCAAGGGUAUUUCUGUUUAUUUAAAAAAAUAUUCCACACAGUAGAAUAAUAGUAAAUACAUCAGCUAUAAAAUAAAACGUAUAGAAUCAUGUAGUAACCCCCAAAAAAAUUAAACAGGUCAAAAUACAUUUAAUCUUGUAGUCUUCCAAGUAGACCCUCUUUGCCUUUAUGACAGCUUAGAAAACUCUUGGCUUUCCCUCAACCAGUGUCAUGAUGUAGUCACUGGAAAUGCUCCUGCAUACGCUGAGCACUUGUUGGCUGAUUUUCCUUCACUCUGCAGACCAACUCAUCAUAAACCAUCUCAAUUGGGUUGAGGUUGGGUGAUUCUGGAGGCCAGGUCAUCUGAUCCAGCACCUUUACUCUCCUUCUUGGUCAAAUAGCUCUCACACAGCUUGGAAUCACAGUGUCACCAAGGACCCUCACACCUCCUCCUCUGUGCUUCACACAGAGGCACCCGUGUUUAGAUCAUCCCUUCAGCCACUCUGCGUCUCACAAAUACACGGCGGUUGGAACCAAAUAUCUUACAUUUGGACUCAUCAGAGCAAAGGAAAGAUUUCCACCGGCUUAACGUCCAUUUCUCAUAUUUCUUGGCCCAAGCAGGUCUCUGUUUGUUCUUCAGUAGUGGUUUCUUUGCAACAGUUCAAUAAAGGCCUGAUUCACGGACUCUACCCUGAACACUUGAUGUUGAGAUGUCUGUUACUUGAACUCUGUGAAGCAUUUAUUUGGGAUGCAAUCUGUAGUGCAGUUAAUUGUAGAUUUGAGGCUGGUAACUAAUGCCUAUCCUCUGCAGCAGAUGUAAAUCUGGGUCUUCCUUUCCUGUGGUGGUCCUCAAAAGGACCAUUUUCAUUACAGCGGGUGAUGGUUUUUGUGAAUGCACUUGAAGAAACGUUCAAAGUUCUUGACAUUUUCCGGCUUGACUGACCUUCAUGCCUUAAAGUAAUGAUGGACUGUCGUUUCUCUGUGGUUAUUUGAGCUGCUCUUGACAUAGGGACUACUACAGUACAAACAUAAUGAUGUUCUGUAUACCCACCCUAACUCAUUAAGGAAAUAAAUUCUACAAAUGAACUUUUAACAAGGCAUACGUUAUUUGAAAUGCAUUCCAGGUAACUACCCCAUGAAGCAUGUUCAGACAAAGCAAAGAGUGCAAACCUGUCAUCAAGGCAAAGGGUGGAUACUUUGAAGAAUCUAAAAUAUAGAUGUAUUUUGAUUUAAGCCCUUUUUUUUGGUUGCUACAUGAUUCAAAGUAAUUUCAUGUCUUCACUAUUUUUCUACAAUGUGGGAAAUAGUAUAAAAAUUAAGAAAUACCUGUGAAUAAGUAGGCAUGUCCAAACUAUUCACUGGUACUGUACAUCUACGCUUGACCUGCUGGUCUGUUAAUCUACCUAUAUCUGUCUGACAAGUGCUUGAAGAAGAAUCACACAAGCUUGGGACGUGUAGCCUACGAAGACAGAAUGAGAGAACACCCUCAAAACACUUUUGGAGGCCACAAACUUCCAAUGUGGUGGACGUGCCAGGACAGAAAAAGGUCUUCCGAGUGUCCGUGGACAACUUAAACAGCACAUACAGUCAAGCCUCGACUGAUAACGUCCGACGCUGCUCAGAUAAAACACAGAUGUCACCUCAGAGUGAUGAUGUCAUAAUGGCGAGACGCACUGGUGGGUGGACAACCUGCAAGACUUACAUGCUGCCUGCAAUGAUCUAAUUUUCUCCGAUCUACACUAGUGUUUAGUGGGUAGGGGUGUGGUCAUCUGGAGGGGGUGAAUGUGGCUUGAUCCUCAGCUGUGAUGCUGUGGGAUGACAGGGGAUUCAGACAGCAAGUCCCUUCUGUAGGAAUGCAUGCGGUUUCUUGGCCUGUGCUGUGACAUGCAGUUUCUAGGCCUUCAAGUGCUGUGACAAGAACAUGCUGCUAAUUUCUCAUUUAAACACUUAUUUAUGUCAAUUAUGAAAUCACAUUCUGUUGAUCUUUGUUGGCUCCUUGUUUUAUUUUUGUGAUUGUGUAAAAUCAAUGUGAUGGUAUUAUACAAAACCAAAAACUUUGAUUAAGUGUCACUAAGAUACUUUGCACAAGAGCUUGUAUUCUUUGAGAAAAAUAAAGCACAAAUCAACUCCAGAACCUGCACAGUAACACAAUGUUACUACAUCACA
Esox lucius (northern pike) is the source of this 3516-nucleotide messenger RNA. It is a transcript of the gene znrf2a, whose product is annotated as zinc and ring finger 2a. NCBI's taxonomy places the organism in Eukaryota, Metazoa, Chordata, Actinopteri, Esociformes, Esocidae. The coding region runs from base 672 to 1256 and encodes 194 amino acids. The record is from RefSeq and is a predicted model, not a curated record. The transcript has 5 exons.